AGACAUUAUACAAUAAAAUAAAAAAACUGUUUUCAACUUAGAGAAGAAAUGUAGUGAGGAAGUAUAGUGAACUUGUCUGAAAACGUUCAAGCACAUACAUCACAAUAAGCAUGUCAUAUGUUUAUUUCUUUUUAUUUCUUCUAAAUUACAUUGAAUAUACCCUUCAGUUACCAGCAUCAACAAAAACAGAUACAUCAUCACAAUCUCUCACAGUAUGUAGAGGACAAAUGCGAUCAAUAGCUUGUCCGAAUCUUCAAUUACUUCAUAUAUACAAUGCUUUUUAUGGUAAACUCAGUGGUCAUGAUUGUGAGGACCCCGUGACGCAACUGCGUGAUCAAAUUCCAACCUGUUUCUCAAAGAAUGCUCCAGCUAUCAUACGUGAGACAUGCCAAGGCCAACAAUCUUGCGAUCUAUAUGCGGAGGACAGUUUAUAUCAUGACCCAUGUCCCACAGUUAAUAAAUACAUGUUUGUGUCGUUUACAUGCCAGGGAAGAUCAGGAUUGUCAGAGAGACUAAAGAUGUUUGAAGAAAAAGAGAAAUUACAGAAUUUGAUGUUUAUUAAGCAAGUAACAAAGGAGAUGCUACCACAGCUUAGACAUGAAACUGCCACAGCUCCGAAGAUUAUGAAAGCAAUUGUCUGUUCUGGUCAAAGUGGAAGUGUAUUCUGUCCGGAGUUGAAGCUUUUACGUAUUAAAACAGCAUUCUAUGGUAAAGAGAAGGGUCGAGAUUGUUUGGGUAAACAAACGAAUGAUACGGCACCGACAUGUUACGCCCGUGACACGAUCAUGACUGUUAAGAAUAUGUGUGAGGGACAGCAGUCAUGUGAUAUAUUUUCUGACCCUCUUUUAUAUGGACACACCCUGUGUGGGGAGAAUGUAUUGAAGUAUUUGAAGGUGGAAUACACGUGCGAGGGACAUUCUGAUUUAACUAAAAAACUUACAGACAGAAACAAAGCACAAUAUGCAUAUCAAAGUCCGCAACAAAAUAAUUUGUUCUUGAGAAGAUCCACAAUGUACUAUCCAAAACAACAGCAAUAUUUUAAACAAUGGCAAUCUACAUGGCCAAGGAAAAUCGUGCAAAACCCGUGGAAACGCACGCAAACUUGGCCUAACACACCCGUUCAGCAGUCACAAAUACAACAAGCCUUAAAUUCCUGGCCUAAUCAAAUGCUUUAUAGUCAGAGGUCAAAUGCACCUCAACCACAACAAGUGCAACGCCCUGCCAAUCCAUGGUCAAACCAACCGAGUUAUAAUUCUCAAUUAUAUACCCAAAGAUCAAACACUCUCUCUCCUUGGUCUAAUCGAAACCAGCAACCAUGGUCACCGAGACAAGAGGUGAGCAAGACUCCUACAGUAACGGGUGGGUUUCGACAUAGCACGUGUGACCAAUGUAACGGUGACUGUAACAAUUACUUAUGCUACGGGUGUGGAGGAUGUCAAGAGCCCCCUCCUGAGCAACAAACUUAUUAUUAUCCUUACCAAAGACAAGAUGCAGCCUACCAUGAUGCGUUCCGUGGAAAUGAAAUGGCACUCUCAGGAUUGGUAAUUUACCCGGUACCGAAAAUGCCAAAGUCAAUGAAAGGAGGUGGUGGACAGAAACCACAUAGAUCAACCGUCGCAAAAGAUGAUGAUGGUGAUGAUGAUGACGAUGAGGAUGACGAUGAUGACGAUGAUGAUGACGAGAAUGAGGAUAAAAAGAAAAGUAAAACAAAACAUUCAGUGAAAUCUAAGAAAAUAAAACGAGAUAUUUUGGAUGACUAUUUUUACGAUUAUAUUUAUUAAAUUUUUCUAAACUUAAGUUAAGGUAAGAUGUCCGACAUUCUGAGGAAUCCAACCUCGUCCCCAGGGCUUGUUAGGCUUUUUAUAUUUGGACGGGACAUGGGGACGAGGUUUUAAGGAAUCAAGUUUGUUUUAUAAAAUUUAUCCGACGCAAUUCUGUUCUAGGUAGUUAAGUUAUGAGCGAGUGCGAACAAAAGAUUUAUACGCCCAUAGUGGCGUCACCUUUGCAACAUUGCGUGCUGAAAGUUUCAUCAAGAGAUUAGGCAAUGUUUUGAUGUAAAAAUGACACUCUUUUUGCUUUAUUAAGUUCUGGACAAGUAAUAGUAUUAUUUUGGAGUCUUUUGAGUUUUUUAGACAAUUUCGUACUUUUAUAACAGAAACAUGGUUCGUGUAAAGACUUGAUUAAGGGGAGAAAUAUUUUUCUGGACAAUUUGACAUGCACACACGACGACAAAUUACGUGUACAUAAUUAAUAUGUAUAUAAAUAUAUUUUUCUUUUUUUGUAAA
Molecule: messenger RNA, 2285 nt
Organism: Hydractinia symbiolongicarpus
Lineage: Eukaryota; Metazoa; Cnidaria; Hydrozoa; Anthoathecata; Hydractiniidae
Exons: 5
Coding region: 111-1781 (556 amino acids)
Molecular function (GO): carbohydrate binding
Source: RefSeq, a predicted model, not a curated record